Molecule: messenger RNA, 2571 nt
Organism: Fusarium venenatum
Lineage: Eukaryota; Fungi; Ascomycota; Sordariomycetes; Hypocreales; Nectriaceae
Biological process (GO): ubiquitin-dependent endocytosis
Cellular component (GO): cytoplasm; plasma membrane; cytosol
Molecular function (GO): ubiquitin protein ligase binding; protein-macromolecule adaptor activity
Source: RefSeq, a predicted model, not a curated record
AUGCCUUUGGUAACACGUCUGGGAAUGGGUCGCCGGUCGAGAUCUUCUCCCACGCUCUCUAACGUUACAGAAGCUCCUGGUCCUACGAACUCGACGGCUCCCAACACUCUCGAUAACAUCGCGACAUCCUCUCCGGCCGAGUCUGCCGGCUCCUCCACCUCCCAACCUCCAACGGCGACGUCACCUACGGCAUCUGCAACCUCCUCUACGCGCCCAGGGUUCCUUUCGCGCUUCAGUCUCCCGCUCUCUCUACCUUUGCGCAACCGAAAUCGCAACGUCACCGACUUUCAUAUUCGUGCCGAAGAACCCCACCGUCGAUACAGCGCUGGCGACAAUGUUCGCGGAGCUGUCGUUAUCGUCAUCGUGAAACCGGUUCGAAUUACUCAUCUAACUGUAUCGUUGCAUGGGUAUGUGCGCGUCCUUAAAGAUCCAACCUCGGUCGCCAAGGCGCAAGGAACCGUUGUGUUACCGCAAAACGGUGAUGCGGCAAGGCCACGAUAUCACGGCAAUGGCCUAGCAAGUCUUUUCCAGGACGAGCAAGUGCUGAGUGGUGAGGGGCGAUUGGAGCCAGGCAGAUAUGAGUUCGGAUUCGACCUUUUAUUUCCCGACAAGGGACUGCCAAGCAGUAUUGAUUUCGAGCGAGGAACGGUUUCAUACAUGGUUACAGCGACGCUAACGCGACCAACCUCGAUUGCCCCAACGUCAUCAUGCGAAAGGAAAGUGAUGCUAGUAGAAAACGUGGAUGUUGGGUUACUACACACUCCUAGACCGCGCACUAUCUUCCUCGAACCAAUUUCGAAACGAAACCGAAGGAGAAAGUCCAUGGUAAUAGACAAGUCGUCUGCCGCCCACUCCGAGAUCAACGAAGUCAACACGGGGCACGAAUUGACAGAAACGCCGACAGAAGACUACCGUGAACACACUACAGACCCCAGGAGUCCAAUUCAAAGUGAUUUGCGAAGCGAAGUCAGCGGGGAAAGCGGUGUCAGCAACAGCACAAGCCUAAGUAGACCAGAAGUCCCACUAUCCCAAGUAGGGACACUCACAUCAGCCAAGCAACAAGCGGUAGACAAGAAGACAAUCACGGCGACGGUUGAGCUACUGAAAGGUGGUUGCUUACCAGGCGACCCCAUAUCUGUGCGAGUUACGGUUCAGCACACCAAGCGAGUCAAGAGCAUGACGGGGGUGAUUGUGACGUUACUCAGGCAAGGUAAAAUCGACAGCAAUCCGCCAAAAGCUUUCUUCGACGAAUCUAUGAGCCAGGAAGACAUAGCUCGUAUAGAUAAGGACGAUGUGUUCCCACGAUCCAGAACAGGUCUCGGUGGAUUGUCGUUGACAUCUUCGAGUUCGACAAGCAUAUUCCGUAAGGACCUCGAUCAGAACAUAGCACCACUCAUUAUUGAUCCCAACACCAUGCAAACAUCGGUCACUGUCACUGUCAAGCUGCCCGACGAUUCGUUCCCGACAAUCAAGGGUGUUCCUGGAGAAAUGAUCAGCUUCAAGUACCUGGUUGAGGUGGUUGUUGACCUGGGUGGAAGAUUGUCGACUCAGAUGCAAACGGGUCCAGCUAGAUUCGGAGCCUAUGGCCAUGGAAGCACGGACAAUAACACGUACGGUCCAAUGAGAGGAGCAAACAUCGCAGACACUUCGCAGAUGCGCCACGAAAAGGGGGUAAUCGCGGUGUCAAUGGAGACAGUCGUGGGCACCUCAGAUUCGUCACGCGGUAGGAAAAAGUCGAGGGCGUCACCGACAUCACGAAGCGUGCAGAUCCUGGAAAGUGACGAAGAGGAGGUGAUAGGACAAGAACCAAACUACGGCGAAGGGCCUGCUCUUGAACACUAUUCAGGCAAUGGGUCGAUGUCUCCUGCGGGUUAUUACUCUCCGCACACUAAUGGCAGUCGACUUCCCCCAAUUCCCUCACAUCCGCCACAGCCUUAUUCACAAGUACCUCCCUUACCAGUUUCGUCACAUUCACGUGGCUUCUCGGGGUCAAGUACCAAUGGUUUUGGCUCUUCCUCAGCAGCUCCUUCGUAUAUUCCUCCCCCUGAAAUACUGAAUCAGAACAACCUAUCAGAAAAGGAAAUGAUUCGGCAGGCUGAGACACGGCUACUACCAAGCCAACCUCCAGUGGCAGGCCCAUCAACCAGUCCAAAUCAAGAUGAUGAAGAUAUAUACGACGCAGAGGAUACGCCUCGGGUUCCGGAUCUGGAUGCCGGAUUUAAUCUGAGUGUGCCUAGUGCCCCCGAGGCAGGCCCCUCGGCACCAACAGAGGAUGAUGUUGAGUUGGCAGCAGUACCGCCGUCUGAAGUUGUGGAGGAUAAGCAAGAACUCGAAAGACGACGGCUACUGAACGAAGCCAGUGCUCCCCCAGAUGUCCCUGAGGAUAUGCAACGAAGAAGAAUUGACGGUCCUUCGACGGAAAUGGACACCGAAGCUGAAGCCAGUGCACCGAGCGCACCGAGUGCACCUUUAGUUGAUGAUGAUGAUUACCCUGGAUACGGCUCCAGCGCAGGACCUUCCAGUGGUUCGAGACAUGGUGGGGGAGAACAGUUACCAGCGUACCAAAGAUGA